UGCUUGUCACUGAUGAAAACCAACAUGCCCGUGCUGCUCUUGCUAAAGACAUUAGUGGACUGGCUCCUAUUAUCGGUCAAGACGCUACGAUGGAAUACUUGUUGCCUUUGUUCUUACAACAACUAACUGACGAGUUCCCUGAUGUCCGUCUGAAUGUGAUUUCUAACUUGGAGACAAUCAACAAAGCUAUUGGUAUUGAACGUGUCUCUCAAGCAUUGCUUCCUGCUAUUGUUGAAUUGUCAGAAGACAAACAAUGGCGUAUUCGUUUAGCAAUCAUCGAAUACAUUCCUCUCUUGGCCAAGCAAUUUGGCAGCAAGUUCUUUGAAGAAAAGCUUCUUGAGUUAUGUAUGUCUUGGCUCCGUGAUCUUGUGUUUUCUAUCCGUGAAGCUGCCACUGUCAACUUGAUGAAAUUGGCUGAAGUUUUUGGUGCUGAAUGGGCCAAGGCUGCUAUCAUUCCUGAAGUGAUGAAGAUGAUUACUGAUGAAAAUUACUUACAUAGAAUGACAACUAUUUUUGCAUUGACAACUAUGGCAGAAGCAUUGCCUCCUGUGAUGGUCAAAGAAAGUAUCCUUCCUACAAUCAUUGAAAUGUCUAAAGAUCCUAUUCCCAACAUUCGUUUCAACGUUGCUAAAUCUUUGGAGACUUUGAUACCAUUAUUGAAAAAAGAUUCUAGCACAGCUGAACUUGUCACUAGUUCUGUCAAACCCACCCUUGAAAAACUCAGUACAGAUCAAGAUGUUGAUGUCAAAUUCUUUGCUACCAGAGCUUUAGAGAGCCAUGGUAAGCAGUAA
Gilbertella persicaria is the source of this 791-nucleotide messenger RNA. Its product is annotated as armadillo-type protein. The transcript is spliced from 4 exons. The annotation marks the transcript as partial. NCBI's taxonomy places the organism in Eukaryota, Fungi, Mucoromycota, Mucoromycetes, Mucorales, Choanephoraceae. Gene Ontology annotation, cellular component: protein phosphatase type 2A complex; cytoplasm. Gene Ontology annotation, molecular function: protein phosphatase regulator activity; protein binding. Gene Ontology annotation, biological process: protein dephosphorylation. The record is from RefSeq and is a predicted model, not a curated record.